Molecule: messenger RNA, 1368 nt
Organism: Hevea brasiliensis (rubber tree)
Lineage: Eukaryota; Viridiplantae; Streptophyta; Magnoliopsida; Malpighiales; Euphorbiaceae
Product: tryptophan synthase alpha chain
Exons: 9
Coding region: 179-1120 (313 amino acids)
Biological process (GO): L-tryptophan biosynthetic process
Cellular component (GO): chloroplast; cytosol
Molecular function (GO): tryptophan synthase activity
Source: RefSeq, a predicted model, not a curated record
ACAAUCAAUUCCCUAUUAUUCACCAAAGCAAGAACAGCACACGAAACGUGGCGCUUUUCUUUCACUGGACACUGGUCAAAACUCAAAACCCUCGUCAAAAAUUUUCAAAAACCGCUCAUUGCAUCACUGUUUCUGCUAGCACCAAACAUCUAUCAGAAAGUCCCCUGUUUUAUGUCCGAUGGCUGUUACCCUGAUAUCAACAACUAGCUUCCUCAACCUCAAGAAACCGGAGGCCCAUCUCCAUCUUCGCUUCCCCCAUUCCAAAUCUACUGUCAUUUCCACCAGAAGAUUCGCGCCAAUGGCUGCCCUGACAACAGCUCCUACUAUUGGUCUAUGUGACACGUUCUCCAAUCUGAGAAAACAGGGCAAAGUGGCAUUCAUUCCAUACAUCACAGCUGGUGACCCUGACCUUUCAACCACAGCAGAAGCCUUGAAGGUGCUGGAUUCCUGUGGAUCUGACAUAAUUGAAUUGGGUGUUCCUUACUCUGAUCCACUGGCAGAUGGUCCUGUUAUUCAGGCAGCAGCUACUCGUUCCUUGGCAGGAGGGACCAAUUUUGAUGCAAUCACGUCAAUGUUGAAGGAGGUGGUUCCACAAUUAUCCUGCCCAAUUGCUUUAUUUACAUAUUACAACCCAAUAUUAAAGCGUGGAAUUGAGAAGUUUAUGUCCACCGUAAAAGACAUUGGUGUACAGGGACUUGUUGUCCCAGAUGUACCUCUAGAGGAGACUGAAGUUUUGAGCAAGGAAGCUGUCAAGAACAAUAUUGAACUGGUACUUCUUACAACACCGACUACUCCUGUAGAAAGAAUGAGAGCCAUUGUUGAAGCAUCGGAGGGAUUUGUGUAUCUUGUCAGCUCAGUUGGAGUUACUGGUGCCCGUGAAUCUGUAAGCAACCGAGUUCAAACCCUUCUGCAGGAUAUUAAAGAGGCAACAACUAAGCCCGUAGCAGUUGGCUUUGGCAUAUCAAAACCUGAGCAUGUGAAACAGGUAGCAGGAUGGGGUGCUGAUGGUGUCAUUGUUGGUAGUGCUAUGGUGAAGUUGUUGGGUGGAGCAAAAUCUCCCGAGGAAGGGUUGAAGGAACUAGAAAAUUUAACCAAAUCUUUGAAGUCUGCACUUCCUUGAAUAGAAUUUUAUGUGAUUACUGGAAGUUUGUGAGUCUUCUUUUCAACAGUGGCAUAAAUAUUAAUUAUAAUAAUGUAUGCUUUUCCUUUUCCUUUUUUUUUUUCGGGUUUUAUAGCUCGAGGUUGCAAGCUCUCCUUGAGGCAGCCUAAGGCACUGAAUAAUGUAAAAUACAUGCGCUUUUCUGUGAACUCAAGUUGAGCUACACCAUCUACCAAAUAUCCACAAUUCUCUUUCCAGAAUUUCAUGAA